Messenger RNA from Carassius carassius (crucian carp), 3995 nucleotides. It is a transcript of the gene zbtb16b, whose product is annotated as zinc finger and BTB domain containing 16b. Gene Ontology annotation, biological process: negative regulation of transcription by RNA polymerase II; regulation of immune system process; regulation of cytokine production. Lineage: Eukaryota; Metazoa; Chordata; Actinopteri; Cypriniformes; Cyprinidae. The coding region runs from base 355 to 2316 and encodes 653 amino acids. Gene Ontology annotation, molecular function: DNA-binding transcription factor activity, RNA polymerase II-specific; RNA polymerase II cis-regulatory region sequence-specific DNA binding; protein binding. The record is from RefSeq and is a predicted model, not a curated record. The transcript has 7 exons.
CUUGAAUUUUCAGUCAUAUGUAAAUGACUGUUAGGAGUUUUGGUUUAAUUCUAGUAAUAGAACACCACAGUACUGUUUACCUCACCAGCUCCAUCCUUAAAGCACUAAUAAUAAUCAUAGGGUUCAUGCGCGCGGCGUCUUGGCUCGCCUCAGUGAAAACAGCGAGCCAUUGCUUUGACGUCACGGUGAUGAUGAUGAUUGGAAUUCGCACGGCGAGUGUAGUGCGCGUGAAGCGGCUCCUGUGAACCUCAGUAUGUUGAUGCCUUAAUAACAAGUGUUCAAUUUAUGCGCCAAUUGCAGGAGCACUCAAGGAGAGAAGCAAAUCCGUGAGAUGGUUCGGUAGAUGUCCAUGUAAUGGAUUUGACAAAAAUGGGUGCGAUCCACCUCCAGAACCCCAGCCACCCCACAUCGCUCCUGCAGAAGGCCAACCAGAUGCGCCUCUCUGGGACAUUGUGUGAUGUGGUCAUCAUGGUCGACAGCCAGGAGUUUCAUGCCCACAGAACCGUGCUCGCAUGUGCUAGUAAGAUGUUUGAGAUCCUGUUCCACCGCAACAGCCAACAUUACACUCUGGACUUCCUCUCACCAAAGACCUUCCAGCAGAUUCUGGAGUAUGCCUACACCGCCACGCUCCAAGCCAAGCUGGAGGACCUGGACGACCUGCUGUACGCCGCAGAGAUUUUAGAGAUAGAAUACUUGGAGGAGCAAUGUCUGAAGAUCUUGGAAACCAUCCAGGCGUCCGAAGAGAACGACACGGACGUGAACAUGAACGAGAACGGCGCAGAGGAUGCAGAUGACCGCAGGAUCAAGUACCUUAAGAGCACAUUUAUCUCUAAAAAGCAUUCCAUACAGGACGCUGGCCAUCGCUUGGCGCUGGUCGGCAUGGUUGAUAAGAGAUCUUCAGAGUCCACCCAACUGGGUCUUUCAACCGUCAGUCCGACUAAAGCAGCCAUAGAGGGCCUGAUGAGCAUGGGGCAGUCUGUCCACCAAGGAAACAUGGCCCAGAGUUUCUCAAACAACCUUGAUAACUCAUCUCCUUUGCUAGAUAAAAUCAAGACUGAAAUGAUGCAGGUAGAUGAGGACUACCAACAUGAUGGUGGCUUCCCCAGGAACGGGGAGGGUGGAGGUGACUCCAGGCAGCUUCGAGACACUCCUGGAACCCCGACCAGAGGUAGCGUCAUCACCAGCGCCCGCGAGCUCCACUCCGCCGAUAGUUCUGCUGAUUCACAAGGAGACAACACUCAAGUGGGUGUAGUCAAUAUGGCCAGUCUGGCUGAUAGACAUUUCGCUUCGCUGUGCUCUAUCCCGUCCAAUCAUAAGAGUGAAAGCAUGCUGCCCUUGCCUGUGUCCAUGGCCUCAACGCUACAUGUGCCAACCUCCCUGGCAAUGUCGAUGGAUUUCAGUGCCUAUGGGGGGCUCUUCCAUCAGAGCUUGAUUCAGAGGGAGUUCUUAAGCAAGCUUGGGCAUUUCACAGCGAAUGUAAAGCAUGAGGUCCAAACCCAGAAAGAAAGAUGUGAGGUGUGUGAUAUGGAGCUGCCUGAUAAUGAAGCUGCUGAACAACACAGGAAGUUGCAUGGUGGAGUGAAGACCUUUGGCUGUGAGUUCUGUGGAAAGCAGUUCCUGGACAGUUUACGAUUAAGGAUGCACAUGCUGUCUCAUUCAGCUGGACCAAAAGCGCUAGUAUGUGAUCAGUGUGGCGCUCAGUUUUCCAAGGAAGACGCCCUGGAAGCCCAUCGACAGACUCACACAGGCUCAGACAUGGCAGUGUUUUGUCUCCUAUGUGGAAAGCGUUUCCAGACCCAGAAGGCUUUGCAGCAGCACAUGGAGAUUCAUGCCGGCAUGCGCAGCUACGUCUGCAGCGAGUGCGAGCGCACCUUCCCAAGCCACACGGCGCUCAAACGCCAUCUUCGCUCACAUACAGGUGACCACCCAUUCGAGUGCGAGUUCUGCGGGAGCUGCUUCCGUGACGAGAGCACUCUGAAGGGUCACAAGCGCAUCCACACCGGAGAGAAGCCUUAUGAAUGUAACGGCUGCGGCAAGAAGUUCAGCCUCAAGCACCAGCUGGAGACCCACUACCGCAUCCACACAGGUGAGAAGCCGUUUGAGUGCAAGCUGUGCCACCAGCGCUCACGGGACUACUCCGCCAUGAUCAAACACCUGCGUACCCACAAUGGCGCUUCGCCCUACCAGUGCAUCAUCUGCCAGGAGUACUGCCCCAGCCUCUCGUCCAUGCAGAAGCACAUGAAGACCCACAAGCCCGAGGACGUGCCCCCAGACUGGAGGAUAGAGAAGACCUACCUGUACCUCUGCUACGUGUGAGAUGGGCCGACAGAACCGAAUGAGAAAGUGGCAAGAUGCACUCAAGGACAAUUCACCUGAAGGUUUGCUUUUGGUCCAGGCCAAAGACAGUGAGGGAGCGUGGUCAAAGUGAUGAAAUUUGAUGUGGAUUUUUUUGCCCUUUUGUUUGUGACAUGCAUUUGUGCACAUUUUUAGGAUGUAACUGCACUAACAAAUGUUUAUGAAAUGGAAAUGUUAUAUGUGGUAAAGGGAUGGGAAUUUUGAGAAAGUGUUAGUACAGUCAACCACUAUGACGAGAAUCCAUUUGCCUGCAUUCCACCUUGUUGAUUGGAGAAAUUCACUGCAUGAUCAUAAUUGUAGUAUUUUAUUCAAAUAAGGAUUCCCGUCAUUUUUUUUCUUCCAUGGAAGACACAUAAGCCAUACAUUUUUAAGACCCCAAGAAAUCUGUCAUAGGGAUCAUCCAGUAGGCUUUAGUUACAUCACAACCAUAAUUUUAAAUGCAUAUCCGUUAAAGGUCAAAGUUUAGAAUACGCUAGCAACCUCAAAGCUAACACACAUGGACUCAAAGCCUCCUAUUUUAAUUUCAUGGAGUCUUAAUGGAGCUAUUCUGAGUCAAAUAAAAACAUGGACCAAAGCUGAAAACUCUCACACACACAAUGGAAUAGAGGAGCUAAACACAUUACUGAAUGAAAUUAUGCGUUUCUUUUUAGUAAAUUGCUCCCUUAAGUUCAUUAUUAGGCUCUCCAGUCCUCAAUUUUCAAGGUUUUUUUUUUUCAUGUAUAAAUCCAUGCGGGAAUAUGCACAGAGUUGGACCCAUUAGUCAUUUUCUUUAAAGUGUAAUAAAGUGCUUAACAAAACAGCUUUUCUCAGUGGUACAUCCAAAUUGUGCUGCCAAGCAACUGCAGUGGAUGUUCAGGGACAUGUAUUCAAUCUUAAAUAACUACACUGUGCACUUUCAGAUUUUCAGAGGCCCGUUUUUUGUUGUUUUCAGCAUUUAGUGCAUUCAGACGAAGCCGGAGAGGUGAAUCUCUGUGAUUUGCUUUCAUUUCAGUCACUUUCACACCAAAUAGUAACGCAUAUCAGUUGAUUUCUUUUUUUAUGUUCACAUGGUUACAUGACAAAAUCACAGUUUUGCAACUGCAGGCAUUUUAGUCUUAUGAAAUGUUAAUAUCGUACUCAUAAAUCAAAUUAUGAAUUAAAAAGAGAUUAUUUUUUACAUUUAAAAACCGCAAUGCAGUAUGUUUCUGCAGUCUUCUGCUGAGGAUAUCUUUAGUUAGCUCACCGUUGUAGUUUGUGUUCUGUCAUCUCUGUUUGAAUGUUUUACUUGAAUUGCCUAAUUUUGUUACCUCACGUGCUAGAUUUAUUUUUGUUUAGACUUUUUCUCUCAUUUCCUGCUGAGCUUUGUUUAAGAGCUGUACAACGCAUUAAGAAUGCCACAUCAUCAGGCCCAAACGAAAUCAGAGAGAAAUUUGAGAGACAAUUGGAACAUUUGUUCGCAACAUUCUAUAUAUCUGCUGCGCCUUAUGUGUUUAUGGUUUGGUUAAUUGAUAAAUGUUUUAUCUAUCAAUAAGACUGUAGUACUUUAGUACUUUACAUUAAGGCAUUUUACUAUGUUUCAAUCUAUUCUGCACUACUUACAUUGUAAAGAUGUGGUCACAUUUGCCUUUUGUUUGGCAAAUUUCAACAGGCAAACUCAAAAU